AUGCGUCUCCACCUCGUCAUCCAGCGUCACGGGCUGCCGGUGACGCGCAUUCUUUGGACCACCGCGCCGCCUUCUUUGUUCGGUCAGAAUGCGUCUAGAUCUGCGGCCGUUAUUCCCGCACCGUCUUCCGCCAUUGCGUCCACGCGCACCCCCAAUGCGCUGUAUGCCAAUGGCGGGUAUACCAUCGCCCAGCUCCUGGAAGAUGUGAAUGGGGUUAUCCCGCUGGAAACCGAACCGGCCUUAUUUGACAAUGAAUUCAGUGGACAAUGGGGACUCGAGGAUUAUGUGGUGGAGGUGGAAGGCUCCGAGUGCCUGCAUUUCAUGGACGUAGAGGGUCUCCUUAGGGAUGGAGAUGAAGUAUUGAUUCGAGCCCUCCAAAUCUCCGACUUGCGCGCUCGACGCCUCUCUGGUCGGCACCAGAUUUCUGCUGAUGGCCGACAUCUAAUAGAUGGGAUUCCGUUUGGCAAACCUUUUCUGAAAAGACCUACAUCUUCACGGCCUGCCAUCACAAUACCUCCGAGAAAGAAAAGGCGUACGAACCUGACAGGCUGGGGCAAUGGAGUGGGAUACGAAGAUGAGGACACAGAGUGGGCACCGCCCGCUCGAAUACGUUCUGUGAAAGAAAUCUCGGCCUUGGAAAAUGACAGUAACAAGGGUGACACGUACGACAAAGAUGAGUACGAAGAUGCAUAUCAAGAUGACUAUGAGGAUUUUCAUCAAGCCAAUGAAGACACUGGGGAAGGAACGGUCAUUCGAUAUAAUGUUAAUGAUGCUGAAGAUGAUCAAGUCUCCGAGAGCGAUGCAGAUAUAUCGGAUUUCGACGCUGGGGACCUGACGGAGGAAUUGAAGGACCUGAAAGAAGAUAUGGAAGUCCCUGCGAUGUCCGCAAUUGAGAGCACAGAAGACGCCCAAGCAGAACACGGAAGCUAUCCAUUGCGCACCAGAUCGAGUCUGCACACCGCACCAAGAAGCUCCCUCUCUCAGACAAUCGACAGAAAGCAUCCAGAUGUAGACCUCUCACGGAGAGAUUCAAAGUCGGUUAGAUUCCAGGGGCAAAAAGAGAAGCCACCAGUUCCACCAUCCCAAAAUUCUCCUGUGAUCAAAACUGCCCCGACCCCAGCCUUGGAAAAGGGAUCCAUUGCAAGCGAAAGUUCUAGCAGCUCGUCCGCCAGCGAAUCUAGUGAUACAAGCUCGGAAGAGGAUAGCUCGUCUUCUUCGGAAGAGUCCUCUGAAUCAGAGACUGACCAGUCCACUUCAGAUUCAGAAGACUCAACAACGUCAGAAUCCGAAGAAGAGGCUUCUGAUACUUCCUCCAAGGCCAAUCCACCUGGGAAGGGUUCACUAAGAACCAAGAAGAGCAAUCAACGCAACAAGAUGCGACGGAGACUGGCAAAAUUAAAGGAACUUGGCGCUUUACCGGCUGAGGCCGACUUUGCCGCACUCCGAAAAUUGGAAGAGACGCUUGGAGGCUUGCAUUACUUCCCCACAGGUACGAAAGAGGAUGAACAAGCGGAAUUUGAAGCCAAGCGACAAAAACUUCUCCGUGAUCUUGAGUCAGGGGGAAUUGAUGUCACUGAAAAGCAGAACGUUCCCCUGGGUGAUGUCGAUGACAGCGUCCCAGCACUUCCCGAACAAGAGCAAACCACGCCAACAGAAAACGCCAAUCAAACAGGCACUGGUAUCAAGCGGCGUACGCUGGAUGUUGCAAGCACCCGGCGACUGCUUUUCGGAUCCCUUGGCGUGCGAACCCCACGGACCAAGGAGGACGAAGAAGCCACCCGAAAAAGGCUGGCAGGGAAGGCCAAUAAUUUUCUUCCGCGGAAAACAACCGCGGAAGAGCCUGUUGAAAUCUACAAGAGUGAUUCAGAAGAGAACUGGCAGGACAAGUUAAUCGUCCGAGCCACAGAAUGUAUCUUUGAUGAUGUCGAAUUGAGCGCUCCGCCGUUUCCGUUCGAGCAGCGUUGGGACAUGGAAGCCAUUGAUAUCAUCCGACAGCGCAAAGGACUGGGCAAGAAAAGGAAAAGGAGACAGCGCCUGCCAAUCUAUGAUGGGGAAGACGAAGCGGAGUUUGACAAUGGAAAUUAUAACGACGAGGGUGAUCUGCCGCUCAAUUACGAUGAUACGGAACAGCCAAACCACGACGUGGGAGGCGCUGAGAAGAGUGAACAAGAUGGGUUCGACGGUGACGCGAACGAUCUCCCUCACGUCCCGAACGACUUGGGCUCUGUAGGUGCCCUAUUGGAAAAUGACUUAAAACAAGGCUCCAUAAUUGCCUUCAAACAGUUGGAGAUGUCUAAAGACACAAACUGGCAGCCUGCGGUGUCUGGCUACCGUGUUUCCGAGAUCCACGACGUUUUCGACGGAAAUAUUCUCAGAAUCCGACUUGCGAAGCGCAACCGGAGGCAGCCCCGAAUCGUUGACGAGGGUGAAGAAGAACCUCAGUACAGUGGGUUCGAAAUGCCCGGGUUCGAGGAAGAGGAGGCAGAGGACGACGGUUUUCGCGAGGUGUCAUUUUCUGAUCUGAUUGAUCCAAAGCUUCUCCGCGCUGCCGAUGCCGCAGGUCUCGGAGAGGCCGAGAAAGCCAGCUUCUCCCUGGCAGAGCCACUUGAACGGAGCCCCAAGCCGGAUGCGCAAGACGCUGAGAUAGCACCUCCGGAUAGCCAGCAGUUAACUCAAAAGGAACCCGAGCAACUAACAAAGGACGCAGUCGACGCCGAAAAGGCCUCUGGCGAGGAUUCCAGCUUCGGCGUAAAAUCGCCGGAGUUUCACGGAUUCCAGUCCUCCGACGAGGAGUCUGUCUCGGCGUGUAGGGAUAGUUCGGGGGCCGACCAUAACGCCAAAGGCAAUGAGGAGGAAGAGGAGGAUGAUGAUGACCAUGGUAGUGGCAAUCGAACCCCCGAUCCUCGCGCUCACCCUCCGUCCACAUCGCAAUCGACCGCCCCUCCGAACCGGCUGAGUUAUGAGGCAUCGGCGGGGUUGGAUAGGGAUUUAGAGAUGAUGAGCAGCCCUGAGGGCGCCGUUUCCUUCAAUAACCUACUCUCCAAGCUAUUUCAGGGCAAAGAUAUAGGAGAUGGGACCUCCCGUCAAGAAUCAAUUAAGGACAAGGACCCUGACAGGCCCCCUUCUCGGUCGUCCCUAUGUUCGGUCGUUCCCAAUCCAUUCUACGAGAUUGACCGCGCCCAUGAAGAACACCGUCGGCAGAGUUCUAGAAUCGCGAAGAGCACCGGUACUAAAGACGCUGAUUCAACGAUGGACUAUCUCUCAGCGGCAGAGUUUCCCUCCUCUCCAACGUCGCACAAAUCGCCAACCAGAGAGAAGCCACCACCAUCCGCAUCUCAGGAGGCUUCACUCAUCAAUACUUUGCCCGAAAGCAUUCUGGAAGAGAGGGCCGAGGUGAAAGAGGGCGCUCCACCAGCUUCCCAGAUGUCCGCCGUGGUUGUUGACCUGACGCAGUCCAGCCCGCUCGUCUCGCCAGAAGGAAGUGACAAGGAAUAUAUCACGUCCCAUCGACUUCCCCGAGGACAGAGGAAUGCACCUGGGGAUCGGCGACAAACACGGCGGUCAUCGGUACGAGUGCAGACGCUGAAGGAGUUGCUUUCAACAUCACUUCCAUCAUCCUCUCCCCGCAGCUGCGUUGGUUUCCCUUCUAUAUCCUAUCGUACAUCCCACUCCACCCCACCGGCCAAGAUGGCUCAGGAAUACCGACUUAAAGAUAUCUCGUCCCUUGCGGACAUCAAGGAUAUGGAUAAGGUUGAAUCUGAGGUCGACGGAAUCGAAGGUGGCAAGAUUUUGGUGGUGUACUCCAACGGCCAGUAUCAUGCCAUGAGUCCCAAGUGUACCCACUACGGGGCACCCUUGAAACUGGGCGUCGUCGCCCCGGAUGGCAGAAUCGCCUGCCCAUGGCAUGGAGCCUGUUUUAAUAUUGCCACGGGCGAUGUCGAAGAUGCCCCGGCUCUGAAUGCCCUAAAUAAAUUCGAGAUAGUGGAGAAGAACGGCGCAGUAUACGUCAAGGGAGAGGAGUCAGCGAUCAAGUCCGGUCAGCGAGACCCGGUCGUGAAAUGCAGUGUCUCCGUCCCCGAGAAAAUUGUCAUCGUUGGAGGUGGAAGUGGAACCAUGGGAGUGAUCCAGACGAUGCGGGAAAUAAAAUACAAGGGCUCCAUCACCGUCAUCUCUCGUGAACCCAACUUGAUUAUUGAUCGACCGAAGCUGUCCAAGGCCCUGAUCCCCGACCCCGAGAAGAUCCAGUGGCGCCCUCGCGAAUGGUACCAAAACGCCUCCAUCGACACCGUCUCAGACGAGGUGACCUCCGUCGACUUCACCAAGAAGACGGUCGCCACGAAAUCCGGCAACACCUACCCCUAUACCAAGUUGGUUCUUGCUACCGGAGGUGUGCCGCGCGGUCUCCCACUAGAAGGGUUCAAGGAACUCGGAAACAUCUUCCAACUCCGUGAUGUGACCGAUGUCCAGUCCAUCCUCAAGGCCAUAGGUGAAAAGAACAAGAAGAUUGUCGUCAUUGGCAGUUCGUUCAUCGGCAUGGAAGUGGGCAAUGCCCUUUCCAAAGAUAACGACGUCACUAUUGUCGGUCAAGAAAUGGCCCCUAUGGAGCGAGUUGUGGGCGAGAAAGUCGGCCGAAUCUUCCAAAACAACCUUGAAAAAUCCGGAGUCAAAUUCAAGCUGCAAGCGGGCGUCGUCAAAGCGACUCCCUCCGCUACCGAUCUCAGUAAAGUCGGCGUCGUCCAUCUGAGCGACGGCACCUUGCUCCCGGCUCAUCUGGUUGUCCUCGGCGUGGGAGUACGCCCUGCCACUGAUUUCCUCCAGGGGAACUCGGCCAUCCGACUCGAGGCAGACGGGUCCAUCAAAACGGACGAGCACUUUGCGGUUCCCGGUCUGAACAACGACGUCUUCGCCAUCGGCGACAUUGCAACAUAUCCAUACCAUGGUCCCGGAACGGACCCUGAGAAGGGCAACUACACAAGAAUCGAGCACUGGAACGUCGCCCAGAAUGCCGGUCGUGGGGCCGCCCGUGCCAUCGUUCACAGUCUGACCUCGCCGUCCCUGCAGUCUCUCAGACCGAAAGCCUUUAUUCCCAUCUUCUGGUCGGCGGUGGGCGCUCAGCUGCGGUAUUGCGGUAACACGCCCAACGGCUGGGACGGGUUAGUGCUCCAGGGUCAGCCUGAGAAUGCCAAAUUCGCCGCGUAUUAUUGUAAAGGCGAUACGGUGGUGGCGGUGGCCACGAUGGGGAUGGAUCCCAUCAUGGUGAAGAGCGCCGAGUUGAUGCGUAGAGGGAAUAUGCCGACCAAGUCUCAGAUUGAAAAUGGAGUGGAUAUCCCGACGGUGGGUGUGCCAGUGUCGGUCAAGGUAUAA
This is a messenger RNA of Aspergillus tanneri, 5364 nucleotides long. RefSeq lists its product as uncharacterized. The record is from RefSeq and is a predicted model, not a curated record. Gene Ontology annotation, cellular component: cytoplasm. Bases 1 to 5364 code for a protein of 1787 amino acids. Gene Ontology annotation, molecular function: 2 iron, 2 sulfur cluster binding; oxidoreductase activity, acting on NAD(P)H; flavin adenine dinucleotide binding. NCBI's taxonomy places the organism in Eukaryota, Fungi, Ascomycota, Eurotiomycetes, Eurotiales, Aspergillaceae. The transcript is spliced from 6 exons.